This is a messenger RNA of Arvicanthis niloticus (Nile rat), 768 nucleotides long. NCBI's taxonomy places the organism in Eukaryota, Metazoa, Chordata, Mammalia, Rodentia, Muridae. The record is from RefSeq and is a predicted model, not a curated record.
UUCUGCGCCCGGUCAGUGACGCGCACGCGCUCUGACACGCGGGCGCGAUGCCUCCGUCACCACCCUCGCCCUGUGGCGCGCACCCACAACCCACCUGCGGCCGCAGAGACCCUUCCCGGGCUCCAGUUACGCGCACGCGCGCCCCACUGCCUCCCUACGCACCGGGACCCCGCCUGGCGCGCGCACGCGCCCUCGGCUCUUCCCCGGCGUCGCAGCCCGGGCGCCUUCUCACGCUAGAAGCGGAGGAACAGGGAGCGCGCGAGAAGCGCGGGCUGUGGCUAGCUGAUCGGCGCGUCGCGCUCGCCCGGCGAUGGCGGCUAGGCUCUUUUCAGAUGCCAGGCAGAGCCACGACUGCCAACCCGGGCUGCGGCGAGGCGAACGCGCUGGUUGCUUGUUUGACCACCACAUUGGGAAACUGAGGCUCGAGCCGCCUAGGGCUCCGUUUCCCUGCUCUGCGAGCCCAGCCGACGUUUCCUCACGAAGCCCCGCAGUGAGGAAUGAGCGGCCACCUGAGGACUGCACCGGGCAGGGAGCGCGAACUCAGGUCGGUGCCGCGGGACAGUGGUCCUGCCCUUUCUAUUCAUCAUCUGCUGCAGGACAGCAUCAUAUUCAAGGAUGUAGACAUGAUGGACAGGAGGGGCGAAAUCUCUACAAAUACUGCAGCCUGUCCCCAGAUUGUGUUCCUGUUGCUCUCUGAGUUCUAACGCUUCCUGUUAAGGACACGAUGUCUAAGUCUAAACGCCAUGAAUGGAGAUGGUCUGCUGCCUG